Messenger RNA from Dermacentor albipictus, 4220 nucleotides. Its product is annotated as nose resistant to fluoxetine protein 6-like. NCBI's taxonomy places the organism in Eukaryota, Metazoa, Arthropoda, Arachnida, Ixodida, Ixodidae. The record is from RefSeq and is a predicted model, not a curated record. Gene Ontology annotation, molecular function: acyltransferase activity, transferring groups other than amino-acyl groups.
AGAGGAAGAGAGAGGGAGAAAGCGAAAGACAGAAAGGGCGGACGGAGAGAGGAACGGUCCUAUAAUAUACACAGAUCCCGCUCACCCUGCUCCACACCGAAAGAAACACUGUAAUCACGGCGGAGCAGUGUCCAUCUCCCGGGUAAUCGUCCCACACAUCCCGGCGCGCGCCAUGAAUCUGCACCCAACGGCGCACGUGUUAUUUUUAUGCGCCGCUCUGUCAUCUCUCGUCGGUUUCGCGGUGGCCGGUGUAGAGAUGACCACGACGACGACGACCGCACCAUCGCCUACAAAUAGGCUCGAGGCCGAUUUCGCUGCAGUGACCAAGGUGCUCGCCUCCAAGUUUCUGCCCAGCGUGUCGGACCUGAUCACAAGCCCGGACCUGAGCGUUGCCUGUUCAGCGAGUGUCGUGAAGCUCCUGCUCGGAUUAAAGAACAAGGAUGCCUGGGCUAUAAAAAUGCUCCUCUCCAACGGGUUCCUCCCCAGCAACAUCUUCGAGGGCGGCCAGGUGAACAUUGGUUCGUACGAGCAAUGCCUCCACACUAGGAUGGUCAACAGCGAGGGCCAGAAGACGAUGCAGGGGCAAUAUUGUUCACUGCACGUCAGAAUGCCCGUCGACCUCAUGGGCCCGCUUGUCGACAGUUUCCACAAGAUUGGGGAGCUCCUGGGGCGUAAAAACCCGCUUACGCGGACCACGCACAACAAAUUCGCUGGCACGGAUUACCGCAUCGGGAUCUGCACCCCGUCGACGUGCACCACAGAGGACCUGCAAGUGUUGGCCAUAAAAAUGCUCGGCCAGUAUGGGAUAAACUCCACCGUCAGAAGCUGUCGUACGGACGCUCCUAAGGUCAUCACAAAACUUCAAGCAGCAUCCAUGGCAGUGCUAGGAGGUCUUGCACUGACGGUUAUUGUGGCAACGCUUACGGAAUGGCUGAUGGAAGCACGCGGUGCAUGCAACGCCAAGCAGAAGGACGGCACGAUGCUUGGAACGCUGCUGUACUUCUCUGCUAUAAGCAACACACGCUACCUGCUGCGCACCGAGAACACGGACAAGAACCGGCCUCUUCUCUUCCUCGGCGGCUUCAAGGUGCUGCUCAUUCUGUGGGUCAUAUACGGACACGCCUACAUAAUGGUGCAACUCGAGUUCUCCGGGAACUUGUUCAAUAUAGAAAACAUCAGCAAGAAGGUUCUCUCGCAGAUAAUCCCGAACGGGUUCCUCAGCGUUUCCACGUUCCUAUAUCUAAGUGGCUUCGUGUUAACGUUUUCACUACUUGGCUUUCGGCAAGGUUUGUACAAGCAGAACCUGUUCAUCGUUUUCCUCAUUGGUUGCUGCAAGCGUUAUAUCAGGUUGACAAUACCAAUCAUUGGAGUCAUCUUGGGCACAUUUUUGCUUCCACUACUAGUCGAUGGUCCAGCGGAUCAAGAUUUCGUGGCGAGUGAAGUGCAGGGCUGCAUUUCAAAAUGGUGGACCGUGUUCCUGCACUUUAACAACUUCAACUCGAUGAAUGACAUGUGCCUGCAACAUCUGUGGUACGUGAGUGCCGACAUGCAGCUUUUCCUUUUUGUGGCACUUCCACUGACUCUCAUAUUCGUCAGGCACCCCAAAAUCGGUCUGGUGCUGUCUGCUGCGCUCGCCAUUGCUUUCACUGUGAUGACCGCGCUUCAGAUUUACUACUCGAAUGUCGCAUACUCCAUGACCGUGGCGACAAACGACCAAAGAAAAGUAUACCGUUCUCUAGAGUUAAUCUACUACAAGCCUUUUACGCACGUUGGUACGUACGUAGUGGGCCUCGUAGCUGGAUACCUUGCACUGGAAUACAGAAACAAGCCCAUUCACAAGGUGAUCCAGACAGUACAGUGGUUGUUGUCCAUAGGGCUGGCGUGCUUCGUGAUGUUUGCGACGGUGUACUGGAACCAAGGCAACACACCAAACAAGGCAGCAAAUGCCCUCUACGGCGGAUGCCAUCGGCUCCUUUGGGGGCUAUCGCUUGCUUGGCCAUCGUUUGCCUGCGCUACAGGCAGAGGAGGCAUCUUGGACGGUUUCUUGUCAUGGAAAGCCCUGAGGCCUUUGUCACGACUCACAUACUGCAUAUAUCUUGUCCACUUGUUGUUCUUCCUAAUUCGCAUGGGGAACAUGAAAACAAAUUUUGAACUUGACGAAUACAUGCAGCUAAUGAUGUCACUGGGAAUAUUCUGCUACAGCCUAUUUUUCGGCUACCUGCUGUAUUUGUGCUUUGAAGCACCAGCCUUCCACUUGCAGAGAAUUUUAUUCAAGAUGCCCACUAGCUCAAAAUCAUCGCAAAGAAAGAUCGACGACCACUCUACUACGGAAGUCGAUAUCGAGAAAGCCAGCUCCGAGAGCAGCAACAACAAUCACGGCAACUGCAAGAAGAAAAGUUCCAUUGAUAACGCCGGAUUUGUACCAGAUGCUGAGAAGUCACAUUUGUAGUUUUAUCUCUGUCGGAUGUGUGGCUACGGGCGCCCUUUUGCGUACAAGAGCAUUCCUCCUUCAAUUUGACUUCGUGUGCAAGGCGCGCUGAUGAAGCACACCUGCUGUAAGUGUUGCCUGUACAUUUAUUUGUGCAGGUCGCGGGAAACUAGAUUUGUUAAGUUAGGAAUAAGGAGGGGCUCUGUGUUGUGUUACCGAAUGAUGACAUACGUAAUAGUACAAUCACUGGUUUUCCAUCGUUGCAGAACACCAUUUUCCCCAUCGUUAGAAAAAUAUUGUGUAUGCGUGUGUGUUGUGAGUCGUUGGUUAUGCCAGGAAAUAUGCGAAUUUGUUUCGUUGUUGUUGGUUGAGGUUACGGGGGCAUGUAUUGGAGGGAUUUCCGACAAGCAGUUGUAAAAUAUUUUGUAUAUUCUUUUCUGACCUAAAUACCUCAAAAACGAUACCUCUACAUGAGUGAGGGAGUGAAACAACGUUAUUUAGUCCGAAAUAGACGCGAUUAAACUCAACGUCACCUGGCUAGGCCCACUCGGGGACCAUCAGGUGAAACCUGACGGCCCUUUGAGAGGUCGGCCCUUGACCCGGACGGCCCUGACGGCCCUUGACGGCCCUUUGGAUUUGAGAGGUCGGGUCCUGGGCCCUAAUGAGCUUCACCAUUUCCUCUUGGGUGAAAGGGGGACCGGCAGAGGCGCAGCCCCACUACAUGAGAAAAUGUACACUGCGAUGGAAUACUGUCAAAAAAGAAUGCAUGAUGACAAACACUGGUAACUCUGUGUUGUUGCAGUACAAGUCGCAUGCUACCAAUGACCAACAUGUAUUGGUAGAUUACAUCAUGUUUAGCAUCUUAUAUCAUGUUCAGCAUCUCACAUCAUGUUUAGCAGCGAGAGUAUUACUUUAGCGAUCAAGAUUUGACACAUGUAGCCACCCCUAAGGUCGCUGCGAGAAUGGCUUUCUGCGAGUGCUUCCGCCCUUUGUAAACAUUACCAGAAAAUUGUUUCACAGGGAUUGGGCGCAAGUAUCUCUCAAUGGCUUACACCCAAUGGUAAUUUGAGACUGAUUUCAUUUUAUGGAGAGCAUUGAGAAAUGGCUGUAGUUUCUUUUUAUACUGGUCAUACCUUUCUCUCUCUCGAGAAGUUCUAGCAGGUAGGUGAAACAAUCGAUAUUUAAGGUUGUACGCAGAGUUCUGUUUAGUGCCAUUUUCUUCAUAACAAGCAGUACAGUUUCAUAACAUAAUCAACGCGGCUAUGUCACCUCCCUAUGCCGUUGCACAGAAUCACCAAUAGGAUCAAACGUAGUUUUUUUUUUCAUUCGUUAUUCCGUAUUAUGUGUGCAAAUAAUUUCAUCACUGAAAUACAACAAAACUAGAAAAAUACCAGACUACUUGAGUUCACGAUUUCAGGUGGAAUUUAAAUUUAUUAUUCUAGACGGCAUAAGCAAUGUAAUAAGCCACAAUCGAUGAACCAAUCGUAUAAAGAUAUGUGUGGCGUUGGUGUUUCAGUUUCUGCGAGAGCUUGGGGUUUUCAGUGCCAAUAGACCACAAGAAGAAAUUUGCAUGAUUCUCUGUGACGCACCACACCCUAAAAGAAAUGGCUAACUUAAUAACUAGUGACAAUCAGUCACUAAAACACUGCAUUUCAUUCUUCAUCGGUUUCCUGCUUUUUCAUCAAGUUGACAAAGGAAAUACAUGGCCUAGUCAUGAGGCGUAUGCCUCUUUUAGCCUUUCAUGUUUUUGUAUUGUACACUGAAGGUUUCAGCAAUAAAUGUUUUUUUCGAA